This is a messenger RNA of Fragaria vesca subsp. vesca, 978 nucleotides long. Its product is annotated as putative F-box/LRR-repeat protein At5g41840-like. Bases 1 to 978 code for a protein of 325 amino acids. The transcript has a single exon. Lineage: Eukaryota; Viridiplantae; Streptophyta; Magnoliopsida; Rosales; Rosaceae. The record is from RefSeq and is a predicted model, not a curated record. Gene Ontology annotation, molecular function: protein binding.
AUGGGUUCACAUUCUAAGCUCAAAGUAGGAGGAGAUGGUGAGGAUAAGAUCAGUCAAUUACCAGAUGCACUUCUGUCUCAUAUGCUCUCCUUCGUGGAAACCGAACAAGCUGUGAGGACUAGCAUUCUCUCUACAAGGUGGAAGAACAUAUGGGCUUCUGUUCCCUCUCUAUUCUUUGUACACUGCUGCUGUAAGGAACGAGGAAGCUCUAACCAUGCUGUGUUUGUGUCAUUUGUUGAUCGUGCGCUUCACUGUCGUGGAUUAUUAGACAUUCAAAGAUUUUAUCUCCGUUAUUACUGCUUCUCUGUGGAUUUAUCUCGUAUUGAUGGUUGGAUCCGCAAUGUGAUUCGUCGUAAUGUUGUGGAACUUAAACUCUGUGUUAGGGUAUAUGAGGACACGGUAGAAAAGAUUGAGUUGCCUAAAACUAUAUUUCUGUGCAAAACACUGGUGAUAUUGAAGCUGAAUUUCAACUGUUUUAUCUAUGCUCCUCCUGAGUCGGGGUGUUUCCCUAAUCUCAAGGUUCUCCAUAUCAGACUUGAUUGUCCUGAUAAGGACUUUUUGGAAAAGCUUUUUACAUUCUUCCCUUUACUUGAAGACUUGUUUAUAUAUGGAAGAUUGUCAAGUGAUAUUAGUGGUACUUUCAAGCUUUUUGUGCCUGAACUAAAGAGGUUAAAAAUAGACUUUGCCUCUAAUAUGAGUUAUGAGGACCCUUAUGAGUACUACUUAUCUAUCAAUGCCCCAAAGCUUGAAUAUCUUGACCUCAGAGUGGAUUUUUUGCGGAGCAUUGUAUUUGACAAUGCAAAGUCCCUGGUGAAAGCCGUUUUCAGUUUCUCUCACCGUGAUGCCAUUGAACUCGAGCGCUAUGGUUACCGUGCAACCACAUUGCUGGCAGCAGUUUCCAAUGUUCAACAUCUAUCUCUUUCAGUUCAUUCUUUGGCUGUAAGUAUGCUUAACUUGUUCCUUUUCCACUAUGUCUGA